This is a messenger RNA of Bursaphelenchus okinawaensis, 4328 nucleotides long. The record is from the annotation of a GenBank genome assembly. Lineage: Eukaryota; Metazoa; Nematoda; Chromadorea; Rhabditida; Aphelenchoididae.
AUGAACGAAACAACAAAAUACGAGAUUUUACAAAAAUUCGCAAAUGGCGUACUGGACUUUUGGGAUGAUCUCUUUGAUGUAAGUCGUGUCCUUUUAAAAUUACUUUACUUUUUUUACUAGAUCAGUUUAAAUUUAGGUAACAAAUAGGACUAAAUCAUAUUUUUAAGCUCAAAGAUCAUUAAAAUUUUGGUCAAUAUGACCUUUUACACAUAAAUUUAUAUCUUUUAUUGAUUUUUGAACAAUUUCAAAGAAUUUGUGAAGUGGGAGUUGAGUGGAAGAUUUUCAGUGCAAAAUACACUAAAAAUUUUCCACCAAACGUCCAUUUUUAAAAAGUCUUAAAAUUACCUAAAAAUGCAUUUUUGACACUUUUGGAAAUGGAAGUUUAGUGGAAGAUUUUCAGUACAAAAUACAUUGCAAAUCUUCCACUCAUCUUACACUUUUUAAAACCUGCCAAAAAGGUUUUUUACUACAAAUUGCCAUUUUCAGUACAUAAUCUACCCCUUUCUACCCCUACUAAUCGCAUUUGUUCUACCGGCUGCCAUUCUGGUGUUCAUGUAUGGCUGCGUCAUCUUCAUGCACGCUUAUGGUUUUCGAAAACAGAUCCGCGAAGCCUAUUCGAGCAGUGUUUGGGAUGGGGUCCGGACUUCGAUCGCUUCGUUUUGGGACGGGUUUGCUUGUGCUUGGCAUGGUAAGUUACUAUGGGUAAUAUAGAGGUAUAUAUAUAGUAUUUAUUACUUCAUAGUACGUACUAUAAAACAUGCUUUGGGAUACCUAAAAAGCCUUUUUUAUCAAUGUUUAUUCAGAAAGAAAGGUUCAAAGCAAAUUUUGGGCCAUUUAAAGGAGUGGAAGCUCAGUGGAAGAUUUGUAAUGCAUUUUGCACUGAAAAUCUUCCACUCAACUUCCACUUUUAAAAAGUCUUAUAAUGGCCUAAAAACACGUUUUAAGAAUUUUUAGACGCGGAAGUUGGGCGGAAGCUUUUCAGUGCAAAUUACAUUACAAAUCUUCCAUCGAACUUUCAUCUCUAAAAAGGGUCAAAAACUCAUUUUUAGGCGAUUUCAAGACUUUUUGAAAAUGGAAGUUUGGUGGAAGAUUUUUAUCACAAAAUGCAUUAAAAAUCUUCCACUUAACUUCCACUUUUCUGAAAGGUCUAAAAUUCGACUUCCAUUUUAAAAUAUGGUUAAAAUGGACUAUUUUUUGUAAAAUACGAGUGGUCCAUCUACCAUCUUUUAGGCUACGAAGUGAAAGGGAUCGAAAACGUGCCGGAUCAGGGCCCAGCCUUAUUUAUAACAUUUCAUGGAACUCUACCUCUAGAUAUCUAUUACCUCAUUGCCAAUGUCAUUUUAUACAAAAAUAGGACGAUUCAUUGUGUUGCGGACAAGUUUGUCUUCAAGGUGCCCGGUAAGUACUGGCUUUUUUAAUUUGUAUUAGAUUGUUUAAAUAGUAAUGAGCUACUGAACUCUAUAUUGCUACGAGAGACCUAGCUCAUUACAUUUAUACAACUUAAUAUCAUUUGACUUAUAGGCUUAGCCUUAGGCUAAUUAAGCUUAGGCUUAGGCUUAGUAGGAUUAGGCUUAGUAGGCUUAGGCUUAGUAGGCUUAGGCUUAGUAGCAUUAGGCUUAGUAGGCUUAGGUUAGUAGGCUUAGGCUUAAUAGGCUUAGGCUUAGUAGGCUGUGGCUUAGGCUUAGUAGGCUUAGGCUUAGUAGGCUUAGGCUUAGUAGGCUUAGGCUUAGUAGGCUUAGGCUUAAUAGGCUUAGGCUUAGUAGGCUUAGGCUUGGUAGGCUUAGAUCUUGUCCUAUUCCCCAGUUUAUUAACUGAUCUCUCGUAGUUAUAUAGAGUAAAACCCAACACUCGCAGUAAGUUGUUGGGUCGUUUUACAUCGAGGCAAGUAUUAUAUAAAGUCAUAAAAUUACAUAAUAAAACGUUACGUAAUAUCAUUUCUUACAAUUUCUCUAAGGCUUUAUUGUUUUACCAUAAGUUAUGUAAGUUGCGGCAAUAAUUUUGUUUUUUAAUUUUCACAAUGCUACUUUCAGGGUGGGGCGCAAUUGUAAAACUGUUCUGUGCCACGCCCGGCACGGUGGAGGAUUGUAUAGCCAACUUGAAGAACGGUCAUUUAAUGAUCAUCGCCCCGGGCGGAGUACGCGAGGCUCUCUACUGUGAUCCGGCCAAGUAUAAUGUAAUGUGGGGAAAGCGAAUGGGUUUUGCCAAAGUGGCGUUGGGGGCUAAUGUGGUAGGUAUUAUCUUAUAAAUGGCAUUUUUAAAUUUUUUUGUGUAAAAAUUUUUUUACUGAAAGAAAGUUCUUGCGGCAAUUAAAAACAGUAAUCUAUAAAGGUAAAAUACGGGGUAACGUUUUCGUAGAACCAUAACCUGCUUUAAAUCAUGUUUUCGAGCAAUUAAAAAAAGUGGAAGCUGAGUGGAAGAUUUGUAAUGUAAUUUGCACUAAAAAUCUUCCACUUAACUUCCAUUUUUAAAAUAUCUUAAAAUGGGCUAAAAAUGAUUUUUUGACACUUUUUAGAAGUGGAAGUUUAGUGUAAGAAUUUUAGUGCAAAAUAAAUUACAAAUCUUCCACUCAACUUCCACUUUUUUAAAAUUGACAUAACUUUGCUUACAAACUAUAACUUUAUGUUAAUUUUGGUUUUUACAUCAAAAAUGGUCUGUACUUUAAUUUAACUUUAAAAAAUGGCAAAAACUUUCUUUACAAAACAAAAAAUGACAAAAACUUUGUUUACAGUCCCUUCAAAUCAAGUAUUUUCAGCCUAUCAUUCCCGUAUUCACCACGAAUUGUCACGAGUACAUCAGGACACCAGGCUGGGCUCGAUGGCUAACCAGAACGUUAUACGAAAGGACUAGGCUACCGCUAUGUCCGAUUUAUGGGGGAUUCCCUGUGAAAAUGGUCUGCCAUUUGGGAGAACCAAUGUAUUUUGACCCAAAUACCUCACCAGAAGAUGUUAGAGAUAAGGUCAAACUGAAGGUAGGUUGACGUCUUCAUAGCUUUUUAGUUGGAGUGGGUUUUGGAGUCCAUUCGGAAAGUGGAAGACGAGUGGAAGAUUUGCAAUGUAUUUUGCACUGACCACUUCUAAAAAUGUUCAAAAUCUUGUUUUUAAGCCAUUUUAAGAAAUUUUAAAAGUGGAAGUUGAGUGAAAGAUUUUUAGUGCAAAAUACAUUACAAAUCUUCCACCAAACUUCCACUUUUUUAAAUCGUAAGCUUUGGGGUUUGUAUUGAAUAUUAUGGCUUAAAAUGGUUUUCAAAUGCCUUUUCAAACCUAGAAUCGCUUAAAAAACGCCAUUUUCAGAUCGAAUCCAUGAUUCAGCAACACCAAAAGUUGCCGGGCAACAUAAUUCGCGGAAUUCGGCAACGUUUCGCUCAAACAGCGUGGUGUUGCUACGGUUGUCAGAAGCGGAAUCGCAAGUCCACAACUGCAUCGGAUGCGGAGGUCGGUCAUCGUGAGGCUCAUGAGCCGUUACGACCUGAGGAGAACGGGGUGGCUAGUCUGGCUCGGAUCGAAGAGACUGAACUGGAUGAUGGGAUCGACCGGUCGAGGAACGGAAACUUGGACAAGAACGAUGAAAAUGGGCGUGGGAAUGCGAAUGGUACUACUGGUACCGUUGGUGGCGCUAUUGGUACAGUUGGUGGUACUAAUGCUGCCACUGGUACUGAUAGUACUACAAAUGACCAAAGUAGUCCACAAAAUCCAUCUACCGCCAAAAAUCAGCCUGAUGCUCCUACUGGUACUACUCAUACAGCUUCAGAAAAUCUUGAUCAAGACGAACAUCAGAAAGUCGCCCCCAAUACCUGGACCAGCAAACCGACCGAUCAACCUGAAAAUCAGUCAAUCCUCAGCCAGACUACUCAAGCUUCUCUAGACCACAAAUUUAGUCCAGUCCACUCACCAGAAAUGGGCAGUAAUUGCGCUGUAAAAAGCUUGAAUAUUGAGGAUGAUAAGGCUUCUGAGAAAUCAAUUAGAAGUGGGACUAAAUCGACCGAUAAUGACGCUAAUUUGGACUUAAAAGAUGGAGAAAAGAAUGGAGAAGAUAAUGCAGAAGUAGAUAGCAACAAAGCUGUUAAGAAUUUAGAGUUACAGAGCUUGGAAGAAGAUGAGGUACCAAAAAAUGAGGGAAAAUCGAGAGGUAAUGAGGAGAAAUCGGCUGGUACCCUCCUAAAAUCGACUGAAAACAUGGAUAACUUCGACUCAAAAGAUAGAGCAAAGUCUGUAGAAGAUAAUACGGAAGUGGACAGUAACAAAGCUGUUAAGAAUUUGGAGUUACAGAGCUUGGAAGAAGAUGAGGUAACGAAAAAUGAAGGAAAAUCGACUGAAAAGGAUGCUAAAUAG